Frankliniella occidentalis (western flower thrips) is the source of this 4641-nucleotide messenger RNA. RefSeq lists its product as uncharacterized. NCBI's taxonomy places the organism in Eukaryota, Metazoa, Arthropoda, Insecta, Thysanoptera, Thripidae. The transcript is spliced from 6 exons. The record is from RefSeq and is a predicted model, not a curated record. Bases 599 to 1264 code for a protein of 221 amino acids.
ACCGUUUGAUGGACCCCUAAGGAGAGCCUUGCCAAAAGUCCCACAGAAUCCCACCGUGCAGAUCGGCCCAAAUGGCGAUGAAAGUUCAAAAUUUUGAACAUUAAUUUUUUCCACUGUUCAAAAUUCUUUUAUGAAGUUUGAGAUUUAAUUGCGGCCAAACCAGUAGGAAAUCGCAUAAAACACUAUUUCGUAACGUCCAAGGCACAAGUCUGAUGAACAAAAUGAGCUUUAAACGGAAUAUCUGCGACCAAAAUUGACGUAGCUAUGGCGCGGCAGCCCGCUCUCGCCGCAGUAACCGCGCAAUAUAGGGUGAUUCCACGAUCGAGUACAAAAUCGUGUCUCCGAGAAUAAAUUCAAUAUUUCUGGAUGAAAAGUUUGGAACUUGUCUAAGGCUGUAUUUACCUCCCAACUAUAUAAUCCCGAUCGAAAACGACAGGUUCUUUUUCAAAUUUAAAAGAAUAUUCAAUUAAAGUAAGCUAAAUGUCAACUCCUUCACGGUCCCCGCCCCUAGCUGGCUGCUUUAUUUUUCCUCCUUCCCAGCCAGAAAGACAUGCUCUACUAGACGUCUAGCCGACGUCUAGAGAUCUACAGGAGAUCUAUGUCUAGAGGACGUCUAAAUUUCACAAAAUUAGACACAUCUGAAUUUGUGCAUUCUGAUUGGGAUGUUGCAAGAGUAGCAGUUUUGCGUUUUCUUAAAACAUGUGACCUAGCAAAGCAGACAUAUAGUGCUUUUUGCAAGUUUCCAAACUAUGAAUCUGGCAGUGACAACGCCAUGGAGAGGGGAAUGCGAGAAGCUGUGAUGAUUUCCUUGGACUCUCUGGAUCAAACCGUUCGUUCUUUUGGGAUGGAUGAAAACUCUGGCUUCCAGGACAAUUCACCUCUUUUUGAAGACUCUAAUCAUGAAAUCGUUGGAAGUCAUCUGAUGUUAAUUGAUGAUGAUGGCCUUACUUACAAUUUUGCUGAAGAAACUGAAUGCCCUAAAGAUCCCUCCCCUGGCCAUAUUUCUGGUGCUGCUGACAGUGAACAAGUUGAGAGUGAAAUAGCUACUGAAGGAAGUGAAUCUGUUGGUUUUCAUACUGAACUCAAUGUGACAAAUGAUAGUGGCUCUCCUGCUCAACAGAAUUUAGCAAAUGAUAAGGAUAGUGCGGCUCAACUUCAUGACGACUCUGAUAAGGAAAACAAUGAAAGCCUAGUGAUAUCUCCGAACCACUCCCUUGCUGAAAAGAGUAAAGGAGUAAAGGAGAAAUCAGCAAAACAGAAAUGAGAUAGGGCUCUUGGUCGCAUUGAAAGAUUGCUGGGGAGACUUGAUUCCAAGAUGGAUAUGAUCCUUAAUAAUCAGAGCAAAGUAAAUCGUGCCUUGAUGCCCCAUAAGAAAAGACUCCAAAGGCCCGCAUAGUGCCGCAAAUUUCCUAUCAGGAAGCCAAAACACUUUGAAAAAUUGGAAGAGCAUCUAAAUGAUGCUGAAAAAUUAAGUGAAUUGGUAAGUUUUACCAAGAGUAAGAUUAAUGUCAGUUCUGUCUGGAAAUGUUUUUAUUUUUGACAAUUUGUGCCUCUUGCAGACUUACUACUUAGAGGCAUUAGGAAUCCCCUCUGAGGACGAUGAAGCAGUGUAAACAUUGAUGCCUAAUGUUCUUUCUAAUUGGAUGGCUACCAGAUAUUCCUUUGAUGGGAUGGGUUCAAAAUUUCCAUUUUAGCAUACACGAUUUUGGGAGGCGCUUGAGGGUAUAGAUAAGGAAAUAUGGUUCCGAAUCUCUUCGCCUUUCAACUUUAUUCCAAUCGAUGCAAGUUCGUUUUAAUUUUAAUUAUGCUAACUUCGGUUUUAUAAUUUUCAGCUGCCCUUUACAUGCAAUACCAAUCGUCAUUGAAAUCUGUUAACAAGGACUUGCGCUCUUGGCUAAGAAAUGCCAAGGGCCGAGCCGGUGGAAAGGAUCCACCAUGAUGCCAACGAUGCAGAACAAGAUGGAAAUGAAGAUAACGAUUCGGUGGAUUCUGAAUAGGAUUUGGGAUGAUUUUUGUGCUGAUGAUGAUUUCAUGUGCUAUCGAAUGUUUUUUGUUGAUCUUUGUUUUUGUAUCAGUGUAAUCCAAAGAAAUAUUUAUUUUUUUACUGUUUUUGUUGAGUUAAAGACUGAUUUUUUUGAAAUUAAAUAUGUAUUGAUAUUUUGCCAUGUUGUAGUCCUUCUCUUUCCCUUUAUACUCAGCCAAAAUGCAUGAUUAAAACGCCCUCGCUCAUGAGCUGAGCCAAUGACUAUUGCACGUCUACACGACAACUCCGAGACGUCUGAUAGACGUAUUUAAUUUCUAUUCAAGGUCUUACAGGCGUCUAAUAGACGUCGAAGUCGCCGACGUCGUAUAGACGUCUUGUCGACGUCUAUCUAAAUCAUGUCUAAAUCAGUACCAAAUAGACGUCUACGUAGACGCGAACUUCGACUUUAUCUAGACUCGAUCUGACGUCGGCUAGACGUCUAGUAGAUCAUGGCUUUCUGGCUGGGAAUUGGUGUUGUUUUGAUGGUAUUCAAUACUUACAACGGUUGGAAUCAAUUAUUAAAUUGACGAGCUACAAGAUGUGUACAUCGUUAUUGUGUUUCAUUCUCCAGUUUACCUAAAAACAACAACGAAAACAGUGUCCCCGAAUCUAGACCUCAGCGUGACGGAGUUGACAAUCAAUGUAGAUUUAUCAGGUAAAGGGGUUAUGUAGAACAAAACUCAUGGAAAUAACAUGAAAUUCAAUCAAUUUGAGGAAGAAAUGGACCCAGAUCGAAAGUUUGCGCCGUCUCGUGUUCUUCUCAGCACACAAAAUAUGUUAAGUUUCGGAGCGUAUGUUUUUGUGGGUAACCUCUUCGAACCAAGAUUUUUUCGAUAACUAGCAAAACUAACAAGAGAUUUUUGUGUCUUGGCUUUGACCAGGUUCACGAACAAAAUAACGCAGUAGUAAAGGGCUAUGGCCUCACUUAAUAAUCCCAACGAACUACGCCGCUGGAUAUCACCUACGGAAGUUCAGCGCAUUCUAAGCGGUUUUAGAUCCAGCUCCUCUACCCGCGAGAAGAGCGACCUACACCACGAGCAAUACGCUGCUUCUCAGCAGAAGGCCCAAAUAAUUCGAGACUUACAGGCAGCGUUCCUGGAGCAACGAAACCCGUUUCUUUUUCCCUCUCCCGAACUAUUGGCAAUUGAUACGCACGUGAUAGUGGUCGAGAAGGGCAGUAAACAACACAGAAGCUGCUACGAGAAAGGACUCAAGCAGUGUACCGCAUUUCUAACGGAGCGGCUCGCCAGACCGACCUCCGUCUUCUCACCGAUAAGAAGAAACAACACGGAAAUAUUUCUGGCUCGUAAGAAAAACAUAAAGGGAAUGAGCGUCAGUGUGAAAGCUUUGGAGGCAGAUGUGGACUUGUUUUCUCGCCUGUAUAUGACUAUGGGAAAGCGACACUAAUACCCAAACGAAUUCUUUAAGUACGAAAACCAGCCCUUUCCCGCCUGCCUGUCCAAAGAAGGGGGGCUGUUCCCUCACAAUAAGUCUGAUCUUGUCUCUCUUUUGGAGAAUAUGUCUGAAGGACUCGAAACGUCACCACUUUUUUCAGUUGGCGUUUCUGUACGAUAGGGCUGCUAUCGUUCCCAUCAUCCGGCCUCGCCUCGUGAAGACUAUCGAAGAAUACUUUGAUUUAAAAUUGAUGAGCCUAUUCACAUCCGAAAUAGAGAAGGUUUCGAAUUGAUUUAGUCUGGGAAAUGUACUUCGAAAGCAGCCUAAAAAAAUUCUAACGCUAACGGGUCAAUCGGCCCCUUAAGUUUUAACGAACAACCAUAUACACACGAAGAAAUAAUCAUUCAAUUAAUCACUUCAGUAGAUUGAGCGUUGAAAAUUAGAAGAUAGGGAAGUCUUCAAAACUUGAUGGUUAGUGUUGUGGCUCUUCGUUUAGAAGUCUCCACAAUAACAAAACCAACAGCGAGGCAAGCGCCUUAUAGAAACUGUUCCGUUGGCAUUACCCGGCUAUGCCAACUUUUACUUAUAGUUAAAACUAUCCAAACACAUGUUAUUUAACCACCUCUGAAGUGAAUAUUGCUGUAAAGUGUGUACACUACAUCGGACCGGCUUUCCACCACACUCCAUCCCUGCGCAUGCGCAACCACUCCCCCGUGCGUUGCCAUGGUGCAUUCUUGUAGCUAGCUCACUUAUGCUCUGGCUCCCGCCGAGAAAAAAGACCUUAAUACUCUAUAUCCUGAUUGAUUACAAUAUGAAAACGCCAAACUAGGGUUAUUAAAGGUGGGUUGAACAUAAAAGUAAGGAGGGUGCAUCACUUAAUUUAUCCAAAAACAUGAAUCGAGUUUGUUUGCAAAGGUUGGUACUAUUGUUAGAAGCCACGCCUCCUUUCCACCCAGUAUUGUCGUAGCCACGACCAUUUCUAAACAAACUGUGCAGCUUUGAUUAUAAAUCGGUAGAAUUUGUGAUUGGAAUAUCUUAUGGCAUCGGUUUAAAGCUUACUCGGUAGCUUAAGGAACCGUGCACAAUCGGCUCGAUUAGAUUACCCUGCUUAAAUCAAUACUAGGUGCACUAGAAAUUUAAAACAAGACACACAGAGUAAGAGUAAACGUCGUACAUUAUUCGUUCUCGACUGGAACGACGAACGAAAAUUUUGAACUCACCGU